AUGGAUAAACCAACUUAUAUGGUGGUGGCGCCCAAGACUUUGCGGCCAAACGCCGACUAUCGGGUGAGUGUCUCGCUAUACGACAUACCGGCGCCCAUUCAAGUGAAUGUCUCAGUUGUGGGUCCGGACAACAACACCGCCACUACCGGUCCGGUAGUGUUCGCCGAGUCUGAGACCCAGAUGUUAACUCUGCCGAUCGGCGACUGGACAGAUGGUUGUUAUAAGCUUAUAAUUACGGGGACAGAUGCUAAUUUUAGCAGGUACAACCCACAUUCAUGGCAAAAGUAUGAUGAUUAUGAUGAAACAUUAUUGCCGACAACAACUGAGCCCGAGAUAGUAAUCGAUGGAUUCCGGGAUGAAGUGUCGCUUCAGUUUCAGCCAAAAAUAGUAUCGGUAUUCAUACAGACAGACAAAGCUAUGUAUAAACCCGGACAGAAAGUACAGUUCCGGGCACUGGUAGUCACCCCUUCGCUACUGCCCGUAAGCAACGCAUCCGUCGAUAUACACAUCAAAGACGGUAACGGAAAUCGUGUAAAACAGUGGACAGGACUGACACCUAUAAGAGGAGUUGUAUCUCAAGAGCUAGAGCUGUCUUCGGAGCCAGUGUUGGGCGACUGGGCUAUAGUUGUGGAGGUGUUGGGCGUCAAACACCAGAAGCCCUUCUCAGUGGCGGAGUAUGUGUUGCCCACGUUUGACGUGGAGGUAGUGUUGCCUAAGUAUAAAACUCGUGACCGGCCGGACAUUGUGGCCACUGUUAAGGCUCUCUACACAUAUGGACAGCCUGUUAAAGGAAGCCUCACUUUAACAGUACUGAUUAAGGAGUUGUACCCAAGCAAAUACAGGACUCGGUAUCCAAUUGACGGAAGUGUUGACAUACCUAUCAAUCUGAUAGACGACUUGAGUCUUCCAAAAUACAUCCGACGCUUAUAUAACUUUAAUAUAGAGUUGACGGCAGUCGUGACGGAGGCGCUGACCGGCCGGUCGUAUAGCAGGUCAAACACUAUGAAGAUAUGCGACAGAUAUAUAAAGGUAGAGCAGGUGGAAACAUCUCAGACCUUUAAACCGGGUCUCAAAUACCCGGUGCUCAUCAAAGUGACCGAUCAGGACGACAAACCGGUGCCCGAAAACGGACCCAAACUUACAUUGAAAUACACUUUCAUGUAUGACAAGUACAAUAAGACAAUACUCUUGAGUCCAGUCAAUGGACUCAUUAAUGUCGGUCUUUUCCCACCAAAAAAUACCGAAUAUAUUAUACUUGAGGCUCAGUAUAUGGACAACAAGUAUAAGAUCGGCGAAAUAAAGAGAGCUCAGUCGCCGUCCAAUAACUACAUUCAAGUGGUGCGACUCGAGUCCAACGCCGGCGUGAGUGUCGGACAACAGCUCCGGUUUGCUGUCAACGCCACCGAACCUAUCGGUCGACUUGUGUGCGAAGUGUUGGGAAAGGGAGACAUCGUUUGGGCCCAAAGUAUUGAUAUACCGGAAAAUAAGAUGACUCACGAGUUUGGUUUGGAGGCCACACCAGAUAUGGCACCGACAGCUCGACUGGUGUGCCAUUACCUGCGAGCGGCCAAUCAGGAAGUGGUGGCCGACGGACUUAAGUUUAAUGUGAGCGGAACUCUCCGGACACCCGUAUCGGUCACUACUGACGUGCAGACCACUAAACCGGGCGCACCCGUAGAGGUGAGGGUGAGUACCAAACCGGACGCAUACGUGGGUCUACUCGGUGUCGAUCAGAGCGUACUUUUGCUAAAAUCCGGUUACGAUAUCACACGCGAAGACGUGGACAAAGAGCUCAAGACUUACGACAAUGAAUACAAUCGAUGGGAUAACUCUGUGACCGCCGGCGAGAUAUUUGACAACUCGGGUGUUGUGGUCAUGUCUAACAAUCUGAUACAUCGGGCGCCGAAAGAGGGUAAACAAUAUAUUUAA
Messenger RNA from Medioppia subpectinata, 1929 nucleotides. Lineage: Eukaryota; Metazoa; Arthropoda; Arachnida; Sarcoptiformes; Oppiidae. The record is from the annotation of a GenBank genome assembly.